GUUUGUUUUGUUAUUUCGCUAAAACUUGCACCGGUAAAAAUCUAAAAAACUGAGCACCAAAGCAUUUUGCACAUUUUAUUUUUGAAGCCAACGACAACAAGCGGUUUAAAACCUGCGCCCUUCAAGAGCUCAAUUUAAUUAAGUUUCUUGAACGUUCAAACCCAAUAAACAAAUAACAAAAAUGGACAAAGAAGAAUUCAUUUCCAUUACGCACUUUAUAAAUCCCCAAUUGUUCUGGUACCACAAAGUCGAUGGCCAAAAUCCCGACUUCAUUGAGUCGAAACGCAUCGAAGACUCCGUACAGCUUCUGUACACGGCCAAACAGAGUGCCGCUCUCCAAGCUCAUCGACCACAUGUUGGCGAGAUAGUGGGCAUUGCGUUUGUCUCAUGGAACAAAUUCAUACGGGCCCGUGUCAUGCACAUUGUAAAGUACACAAAAGCCCCCGACGAAUACAUUGUGUGGGCUCUCGACUACGGAUUCCCAUUCCAGACUAAGAUGUCCUACAUUCGCCAAAUGCCCGAAUUGUAUUACAGACAGACGGGACACAUCUGCAUCGGAGGAAUCGCCGAUGUGCUGCCAGCUGAAUUGGACUUUGAUUUCGUCACAACCACAAGCCAGGUGGUGGUGAAACCUUCGUGGUCACAGCGCUGUGUUGAGAUGCUCGAGAAGCUGCUGACCGAUGCUGCUUCGAUAUCGUUUAUUGAGUCCUUUCAAGUGGUAAAUCAUGAGAAGCAGCACUUUGGCGAUAUGAAGGUAAUAACCCAUGCGGGAUCGACGUUCUUCGUAAGCGACUAUUUGGUGCAGUUGAAUCAUGCUGUGAAGUGUGAGGGAAGCUUCCGGGAGAAAUUGACCACCAUGAAGACACAUCGCAUCCCCUGUUGGGAGACAAAUAGUCGGGAUAUCAAGAUAAUUGAGAACAAACUGAAUUCGCUGAAUAUCGAGAUGGGGAAGUUCGAUUUGUCAGGGUCAAUGUCGGAAUCAUCGUGUGAUCUCUUCUCCAAACAGAAGGUCAUGGAUUGGUGUGAGAGAAAUCAGAAUAUCAAUGAUAAAACAGAAGAAACUGCUGAAGAGUUGAUAUUCACCAAAUCGGCUUUCGAUGCGACAGAUAUUGAGUUUGAUGAUUCGGUGAGCACUAAGAACGACAUUGCACCUGUAAAUGAUGAAGAGACAAUUAUGAAAUGUGCUGGAAAGGUUCAUGAGCAUCGGCGGAAGAAGUACGAUGGCAAGAAAUUGCCUCCCAUGCCGGACACAUCGACAUUUUCCAUGAAUAUAAAACAAAAACCAGAUAAAGAAGAGAAAGAGGAGACAAGUCAACCAAAUAGUGUGGUUAGCGGCGGUAGAUCGGCUCGAGUGAGGAUGUUAUUGGAGCUGAAGAAGGCACAUUCGAAAACUUUAGAGGCACAAGAAAAUGAAAUUACUCUUCAGAAAAAAAUGGAUGAACUAAAUUUGAAAGCCAACAGUGAAACUGGAACAGAUGAAUUUCUUGAAAACUGCAAAAUUAAAAAUUCUAAAGCCUUACAACCGAAAUCACAAGCAACUGAAGGUUCGAGUACUAAUAAUAGCGAUCAUGGUAGUCAUACAUCAUCAUCACUUUCCAAAAGAAAACAACAACUAAUGAAGAUCAAAGAAACUUAUUGCCAACCAGUUGAAAAUAUCUUAGAAGCAAGCAAUACACAAACGGAUAUGCAUACGUUGGAUGAUAAAACUGAAUCCAGAUCACCAACAGGUUCAAAAGUUUCAGCACAUGCACAGAGUUUGAUGAAUAAGAGAAACAAGAUUCUACAACAGCGAUCUAAGUCGGAGGCGUGUAAUUAUCUUGGCAUCCAAGUUGAGCCAACACCACCAGCAGGAGUAAAGAACAAAAAAAGCCAAGGAUACAAAAUGCCUCUACAUAGUGCAAAAUUUAGUCGACUUGAUUUUUCAAAAGGAUUUCGUCAAUAUGCCAGCAAUUCUGACUUCAAACCAAAUGAAACAUUCGAUAUACAAAAAGAACAAACAUUCGACGAUGAGGUCGACGACGACCCAAUUCCAAAAGAGAAACCAACAACUGCCGAUGAUAUUCGAAAACUUGUAAAUGAGGAUCCUUUUAAAAAUAUGACAAUGGUCCCAGCUGGAUUUAAUGUAGCCAAAUUAGUUAAACGUCGUGACGAAGACAAUCAUUGGCACACAAAAAAAUCCACCCUCAAUGAUAAAAUUCACUCGAAUUAUUCAUUGGAAGAAUAUCAAGCUAUGAAUAGUAAUGACGUUUCAAGGCAUACCGAAGAUUAUGAGGAGGAUUUUUUUCGGCUUACUAGGUCUCGAAAAGAACGAAAGAAAAAUUAUGAUGGGAAUCAAAUAGAUUCGCCAUUAAAUAAGAAAGAAGAUGGAAGGAAACUUCUUGACUCAUCGUUGAAUGAAAACAAUUGUCCUUCCCCAAGAACACAAAACGAGACCUGUACUGAUUUGUCUAAGAAGAUGCUACCACAAGAGAAAAGUGUCGAAAAACACCUUUUAGAUUCAUCCCUCAACGACUCUGACUGCCCGAAGGCUAUAACCCCAGAAGUUGUAACUGAUUUGUUGACCUUCAAUGAACCAAUUACGAAAGUAGAUACUUUUGAAGAAUUCACUACUAUCUCGAAAUUGGUUGAUCUCAGUUCACCUGAAAAGUCUGAGACUCCAGAAAAGCCUCCAGUUUUGUCAAAGUCAUUUUUGGAAGAAAUAAAUCCACUCAACUCGGUGGUUGAUUGCGGUGAAGAUGCCCCUGAAAUGUUGAUAUUCAAUGACGAAAAAAAGAAGAAGGACGAAAUUCGAAGAGAAUUCAACAUCAUCUCAAAACUAAUUGACACAAGUCCAAGUCAAGAGGAUGGAAUUUUAGAUAGAUCAGGUUCGUCAGCAGAUUCGUUUUUAAAAGGAAUGAAUCAAAUGAAUUCCAUCAAAGACACUUCGAGGGAGAAACUACUCGAGACCACCACCAGUCACGCAACGAGUGAAGAAUCAUUCGAUACAAAACAACCAAAGCCAAUGAACAGCAGGAAAAUUGAAAGGUUUCUGUCGAGAUCGAAAAAAAAUACUCCCACAGAACUUGAUGGUUAUUCAUCGUCGAUUUCAUCGUCUUCCUUUCAAAAACUUGAAAUUCCCACCAGAAACCAAGAAGAAAAAGUAGAAAAUCAGACCAAUCAUAGUUAUGAAGCUUCCGAGUCAUCAACAUCAUCGAACUCGAUGAAUAAGAUCCAGACUCUUUCAAAAUCAAAUUGUGAUUCCACUAAAUCACCUGAACCACAGAAAAAUCUUCCAAAUGACCAAAUAACAAAAUCCUCACAUUCCAAAGCUAUCAAAUCAAAUCCUAGUAAAAAUUCAGGUAUCGAAUCAACAAGUUCCUCAUUGAAAUCGCUUCUGCAGUCUCCCUGCUCGACACCAUCAAUCGAUAGCGUAGGCACCGAGAAGAAGCCACAACAAAAAGUAUCUCCAAAAAUCCUAAGCCAAAAGGAGUACCUUCAGAGUUUGACCAGUUCCUAUUUGCAAUCCUAUCAACCAAUCAUCCAAAAUUUUAAUCUCCCCGAAGUGUCGGGAGAGGCAUCUCUAAAGACAAACUUCGUGCAACAUCUUGUGUUGGCCCACAGCAAGAACAAUGUCAAACCCAUUGAACGCAUGAAGAACGCCCUAUUCUCGGCCGAGAUCCAUCAAGAAAUGGAACAAAUGCGAUUGACGAAGAUGUACCGCAUCCAAGCUUACGCCUGGUCUCACUUAGUUCGUGGCAAUUGCUUUUGUGUCAUCAACACAAAUAGGACGGGGAAAACUUGGUGCUACCUGCCUCCGGUGUGUAGUAUGUUGAGUUUUCGGCUCGAUUCGAAAUUAAUCCCUCAGACUUAUGGUCCAGCUGUGAUCAUUAUCGCCCCGUCAUCGGUUCAGGUCGAGAGUAUUGCUCGUCACUGUCGCCGGAUCUUGGCCAGUACAACACCAAAAGUUAGCAUUGUGCCCGCCUACGGGUUUCGAAAUACCGACGAAGUAAAAAUUGAGCUCCACAACGGAUGUGGGGUGCUUGUGAUCACCCCUCCAUGUCUUCAACGCCUGCUCGAGGCCAAUGAGAAGGAGAACCUUCUGAACAUUCGUCGAGUGCAGACUCUGGUCAUUGAUGGCUUGGAUAGUAUUAUGAGUGAGAAUCCCGAAUUUGAUGAGACCCUCUACAAAAUGAUUUCGCCAGUUCUGGAGGACGAAAAGAUUCCUUUCCAAUUGGUGGUCACUUCGAGGACUUGGACUCGACGGUUUAUAAAUUUCCUACGAAUUGGCAAUCAACCGUUGCUGUGCAUUGCUGACUAUCUGGAGGCAGCUGUCUAUGCCAAGGCUAAGGUGUCAAUUAAGCUGCAAAGGAGCUCGGAGAAGAUGUCUGUUGUGAUGAAAUGCUUGGAUAAGUGCGCCUAUCAGUUGGAGCGAUGUGUGGUUCUGUGUAAUUCCGGCGACGAGGUGUUCGAGGUUGAGAGAUGCUUACGGGAGUCUGGAUACAUGUGUAUGGUUUACACGGAUCAAAUGUCUGUCGAUAGUGAGGAUAUGAUCAAAGAAUGGAAGGAGAAGACGGUUUGCCAUCAAAUUCUCAUCACCAGCGACGCUGUUCUGCCCGAAUUGAUGUUGCAAAACAUCUGGACCCUGAUCCAUUACUCUAUGCCGAUGUCUUGGACAAAAUUCAAUUUCAGAUUCUCGCUUUUUCUUGACAAUUACGAGAAUUUACUUAUCUCUGAUUUUGAAAAACCCUCCAAAGUGCCAAAGUGUUUGAUCCUGUUGGACGAGAACAACAAUCUUCAGCUGCCGCGAUUGAUUGAGUUCAUGAAGAAUCACAAUCAAUUGAAGCACAUCCAUCCGGAUAUUUUGAAUGUUGCAGCGAAAGUUUCAGCCGAUCGGGAGGAGCUGAGAGUUCAGCAGGGUGUUUUGAUGUGUCCGAAAAUUCUUGAAUUUGGUUCCUGCGACGAGGCCAAUCGAUGUUCGUAUCGUCAUCAGCUGACAAAGUACGAUGGACCGAUUCAGGGAAUUCCAAAGAGUGGAGAAAUUCGCUUAAAGAUACUCGAAGUCAUCUCGCCGACUCACUACAUCGCCAGGCUGCUGACCGCCAAGCAACAGGGUGCGUGGGAAGAGGUGAGACGUUCGAAGGAGUAUGCAACGUUUUCGAUGAAGAUGUCCAUGCACUUUAUGGACGAAGACGCUCGGGUCAUCCAUUGGCCUCCGAGAGUCAGCGAUGUUUGUAUGUACAGAGAUGGGGACACUUAUCAUCGUUGUCGUAUCUUCGAAGUCCUGACGCCGAUUAUCUACGAAAGUAUUGUCAAGCCUGUGAAUGUCAAAGUCAAAUUGAUAGAUUCUGGAAGAAGUAUUAUGUGCAAGUCUCUCGACCUCUUGGAAAUGCCGGAGGAGUUUAAGGACUUCCCCGCCCAGGCAAUCGACAUUCGUUUAUCGGGUGUGGUUCCGUUUGACAAGGAGCGCGUUUGGGAUUCCAAAAGUAUUCGGACGGUGAAGAAUUGGAUCGUCAGUGAUGUCACAAGCAACGAUGUUCUCCAAGCUACCAUUAAUUUCGUCCUCAUGGACAUCAUCUGGGUGAAUAAUGUUGUCCUAAUGGAACAGCUGCACGCGAUCAAUGGCUAUGCUCUGAAGAUAAACGUCCGCCGAUCACUUAUAGGAAGGGGCUUCGCUUUGGAAGAUGGACAAAUACAUUCUAUAAAGCAAACAGCCAUGGAGAAUAAUUUGUUGAAGCCGGAUCCUGGUGUACUGCAGGUGGUCAGACCGGAAGAGGAGGAGAAUCUACUGGAGUUCUCGACGGCUUCUUCUGAAGACAAGAACAAAAGUAGCUUCUGCGAGGAAUUGCAAUCGCCAGUUCCAGCGUCGAAAACAGAGGAGACAUUUAAGGUGAACACUCCUUCUGUGGCCUCUAGAAGUUCUGAAGCCUCGAAAACAAAAAAAUCCCCAAAGAUCAGAGAGGAAUGGUCAUCAAUUGAACUUGAUGAACUAUCUCAGGCAAAGAUCGUGGAGCUAAACAACACUAGUAUGUUCUUCCUGCGCCUCCUAAACAAGGAGGACGAUAUGAGAGAUCUGGAAGAGCACAUACGCCUCGAGAAGAAAACACCCCUCCACGACCCACACCCGUUACAGAAUUGCUUGGCUCCACAUGGAGGUUGCUUUCAUCGGGCCAAGAUACAGCGCCUUCUAGUUGACACUGAUGAGGGUUGUGUCAAGGCGAGAGUGUUCUUCUGUGAUAACGGCUUGUUCCGGAACAUUCCGCUGGAAAAUCUUCGCUCGAGCAACAAAUCAAUCAUCGAAUUUAUGCCGUUCCAAGCUAUUGGCUGCAAACUUACAGGAAUCAAUCAAGAAUGUGAUAACGAAGAGAUCCAGGACUUCAUUCAAAUUGAGGAUAGCGUCCAUUUGGCUUAUGCCGUCAAGGAGUUGCCUCGCAACGAGGAUGUCUUCGACAGCCGGUACUAUGAGAUAAUCCUGUACGAGUGCUUCACUGAGAAAAAGGACAUACAAAUCAAUAAAAUGCUCGUGGAGAACGGACUGGCAAGCUACAUAGAGGAUACUAAGCAUUUUCUGGAACUCGAAACUGAACUAGAUUUCGAGAAUUUUGAAUAUCAGGAGGAGGAUUCUUAUGAUUUUCAGAGUUUCUUGGAGAGAGUGAAGCAACAAAUGGACGAAGAAGAUGAAGAAUUUAUGAAUGAAUCGAGGCAAAUGAUCGAAGAUCAAAAGGAAGCAGCGAAGGUCGAAGAAAUCACAGAAGACGUCUCGCAAGAUGAUAAAAAAGAUGAUGAGGAGGAGGACGAGCCAAAAAUAAUUGAUAUAAGUGAAGGUUUUCAGGGGACAUCAAAUGAGAUUCAAGAUGAUUUGAAUUCCACACCACCGCCAUUGAAAGCUCUUCACAAACGUCCUUCCACCACCUGGCACGAGACAAUGUGUAUGAUAUACUUGGUGAUUCAUGCUCCAGACAUCGACGACUACCACCUGGAGGUUCAUCCACAAAGUGUCAUCUACGUAGCUAUCGUGAAUGGCGAGACAAAUGUCCUAAUACUCAAUCUUUUGGGCUACGUUCGACCCGACUUGGUUACCCACGAAAUUCGUGGUCUUAAUGUUGUGGUUCGUUUGGUUAAGGAUUUGUACAUGCCAUGGCCAAGAUUACUUAAGGAUCCAACAAAAUUCUCAUGGCUAAAGUAUAACUUCAAUGCAAUUGACAUGAUCCACGAGGAGGAGAUGUUUGGCAAGUUGGCCCAAUCGAAUAAGCGACGUCGCUUGAGUUGCUCCAGCGAGAGUUCCACAAAUAGCAACUACUCAAAUCCCUGUGAGACAUUUACGCCAAUUGUGAAUAACGAUCAGAUGCAUGAUCCAAUGGCGGAGCUUAACUAAAAGUGGGUGAAAUUAUAAAUUAUUGGAGUUUUAGAGUUAAGUUUUUUUUCAUUUUUAUUUUGUUUCUUAAAUCAUUAUUUUUGUUUCUAAAACAAAGACAAGUCCAUACUUAAAACUAUUACGUGUAGAACACAGUUUUUUUUGUUUAUUAAUUCUUAAAGUUAGUCUUAGAGAAUUCUUCUAUUCAAGUGUUACCAUAAAAUAAAGCCAUUUAAAAUA
This is a messenger RNA of Eupeodes corollae, 7570 nucleotides long. Its product is annotated as putative ATP-dependent RNA helicase TDRD12. Bases 182 to 7351 code for a protein of 2389 amino acids. NCBI's taxonomy places the organism in Eukaryota, Metazoa, Arthropoda, Insecta, Diptera, Syrphidae. Gene Ontology annotation, molecular function: ATP binding; nucleic acid binding. Gene Ontology annotation, biological process: transposable element silencing; germ-line stem cell division. The record is from RefSeq and is a predicted model, not a curated record. The transcript has 9 exons.